Danio rerio (zebrafish) is the source of this 2555-nucleotide messenger RNA. It is a transcript of the gene nr5a1b, whose product is annotated as nuclear receptor subfamily 5, group A, member 1b. Gene Ontology annotation, molecular function: DNA-binding transcription factor activity; nuclear receptor activity; DNA binding. The record is from RefSeq and is marked provisional. Gene Ontology annotation, cellular component: nucleus. Lineage: Eukaryota; Metazoa; Chordata; Actinopteri; Cypriniformes; Danionidae. Gene Ontology annotation, biological process: regulation of developmental process; regulation of DNA-templated transcription; digestive tract development.
CACACACCACUCGGGUUUUACCGGGGAAACACGCGCACACUGAAGCCGCAGGAUCGCGCAGUUUUUUCGGCUUGUGUUUACAUCCCUGACGCAGAGAUCAGCAGCACUGAAGCACCGCAGAGGAGCAGAGACUCACUGACAGGCGCUCGGCGGGGCGGGAUGGACUACAGUUAUGAUGCGGACCUGGAAGAGAUGUGUCCGGUGUGCGGGGAUAAAGUUUCUGGCUAUCAUUAUGGUUUAUUAACCUGCGAAAGCUGCAAGGGUUUCUUUAAAAGGACCGUACAGAAUAACAAACGGUACACAUGUGCAGAGAGUCAGGACUGUAAGAUUGAUAAAACCCAGAGGAAACGGUGUCCUUUCUGCCGCUUCCAGAAAUGUCUCAACGUCGGGAUGCGACUGGAAGCUGUCCGUGCGGAUAGGAUGCGAGGAGGCCGCAACAAAUUCGGCCCCAUGUAUAAGCGAGACCGGGCGUUAAAGCAGCAGAAGAAAGCUCUCAUCCGGGCCAGUGGCUUAAAGAUGGAAGCCACACCCCCUUUGCUGACGUCACCACAACCUGACUACACCUUCAGCACAGCUUUGUCUGUGCCAGCUCCGAAAAACACCCAUCCGAACAUCGUCACCUCUGUGGCACCCACCGAUUACGAACGCAGCCUCUACGCAUCCAGCUCCCUGAGUUUAUCCGUCCCCAUCCCGGCCCACACUCCUCUCCCAGCACAAUACCCCUAUCCAAAUCUGCCCAGCCGUGCCAUAAAGUCUGAGUAUCCUGACCACUACACAAGCUCAGAGCAUUACACCAGUGCCAGCUCCCCAGAGUCAGUGCCAGGCUACACGUAUAUCGAGCAAACACGGGUGUCCAGCAGCCCGCAGGUGGUGGCACCGGGUUUAACAGUGCCGCCUUUGGUUCUGGAGUUUGUUCGCUGUGAGCAGGAUGAGCUCCAGGUGCAAAGCAAAAUAAGCGCUCACCUGGCGCACCUGCAGCAGGAGCAGAACUCACGGAGCACGGCAGCCAAUCAGGAGCAGAGCUCCCGCCUCGCAGCCAAACCCGAGCGGCUCAGCACAUUUGGCCUCAUGUGCCACAUGGCCGACCAGACGCUCUUCUCUAUCGUGGAGUGGGCACGAAGCUGCAUCUUCUUUAAGGAGCUUAAGGUUGGAGAUCAGAUGAAGUUGCUGCAUAACUGCUGGAGUGAACUUCUAGUGCUGGACUAUGUUGCCAGACAGUUGCAUCAUGGGAAAGAGGACAGUGUGCUUCUCAUUACUGGACAGGAGGUGGAGCUUGCAUCUCUCCUGGCCCAGGCAGGGGUCACUUUAAGCGGGAUGAUCCAGAGAGGACAGGAGCUGGUGCAGCGUCUACAGGAGCUACAGCUGGACCGCAGAGAAACCGCCUGCCUCAAAUACCUCAUCCUCUUUAACCCCGAUGUGAAACUGUUGGAAAACCAGCCUUACGUGGAGAGCGUGUACGAGCAGGUGAAUGCCGCGCUGUUGGAGUACACGCUGUGCGCGUAUCCGCAAUUCCCGGACAGGUUUAGCCAGAUUCUGCUGCGCCUUCCUGAGCUCAGAGCGCUGAGUUCGCAAGCCGAAGACUACUUGUGCUACAAACACCUGAGCGGAGAGGUGCCCUGCAACAACCUCCUCAUAGAAAUGCUGCAUGCCAAGAGAACCUGCAUCUGACACUCAUCUGCGCACAUUCACACCCGAUUCCUUUGCAGAUUUGACUCUGUUAUCGACUGUAUGUUCUGGAGCCGUCAUCUCUCGCACAGAGAAAACCUCAUCAACCAUGCCACUGUGUUUCGGAAAGAAGACGAGGGGAGAUGUCAGUGUUAAUAAUGACUGUGUUUAUAAAAUAGAGUAUUGCGGCGAUGAUGUAAUUUUGUAGGCCCGUCCAGAAGUUCGCAUCACCCUCCACAUGGGCAUGUUUGAUUCCCUAUUGGAUUAUUGCAGGAAAUACGCUCUGUGGCCUCUUAAGAAAUGACUACGAAUACGAAAUUAAUAUGAAUUUUCUGAAGUUUCUAAAUAGUUAACACAGAAAUGAGAGUUCCAUAAUGUUGUUUCGAUUCCUAGAGAUCUUCAAUCAUCUUCAGAAUACAAAUUUAACAUUUAAAAAACUAUUUUUAUUUUAUUAAACAUUGUCAUAGGGGUGACGCAGUGGCGCAGUAGGUAGUGCUGUUGCCUCGCAGCAAGAAGAUCGCUGGUUCGAGCCUCGGCUGGGUCAGUUGGUGUUUCUGUAUUCGCGUGGGUUUCCUCCGGGUGCUCCAGUUUUCCCCACAGUCCAAAGACAUGAGGAACAGGUGAAUUGAGCGUAGUGUAUGAGUGCGUAUGAGUGUUAUUCAGAGAUGGGUUGUGGCUGGAAGGGCAUCCACUGUGUAAAAAUGUGCUGGAUAAGUUGUCGAUUCGCUCCGCUGUGGCGACCCCGGAUUAAUGAAAGGACUAAGCCGAAAAGAAAAUGAAUGAAUGAAUGAAUAAACAUUGUCAUACAAGUUAACGAAGGCUUUAAAUGUUCAGUUUAGCAAAAAUACCACAACAAUUAUAUGUAAACUCAAUAUAACUUAAUACUCUUC